AUGUCAUCUAACCAACCUUUAUCUCAGCCACCGACUAUUAACUACGUGGCUGGUUUCCUACUCGUCGGGCUUGCUUGGGGAUUUACGACGCCCUUCAUUCGCCGUGCGGCCAAAGAUCAUAACCCACCGGCUCAUCCGACAUUAGCAAGGGACGACGUAAAAGCAAGCCGGGUCAAGAGUAAACUUUACGGGGCUUUUUUUGCCGUCCUUGACCUACUAAAGAACCCGAGAUAUGCUGUUCCACUAUUGAUCAACUUGACCGGGAGUGUUUGGUUCUUCCUCCUCAUCGGCCAAGCAGAAUUGAGUUUGACGGUCCCAAUCGUAAACACAUUGGCCUUCUUAUUCACAGUACUUGGCGAUUGGUGGGUUGACAGGAAGGUUAUAAGCAGAGAUACGUGGAUCGGAAUGAUCUUGUCUUUAUGUGGCAUUGCGUUAUGCGUCCGGAGUAAAACUAGCUGA
Daldinia childiae is the source of this 459-nucleotide messenger RNA. RefSeq lists its product as uncharacterized. Lineage: Eukaryota; Fungi; Ascomycota; Sordariomycetes; Xylariales; Hypoxylaceae. The coding region runs from base 1 to 459 and encodes 152 amino acids. The record is from RefSeq and is a predicted model, not a curated record. The transcript has 3 exons.